AUGUCGGCUUACAACAUGAACUCGGCACUAGGACUGGAUUACUACCAGGUCCUCGGAGUACCUCGCGACGCCACGACCGAGGAGAUCCAACAGGCCUUUUCCCGAUUGUCACAGGCUCCCGAGGAGGCCGAGAGUGCGGGAAUUCCCGAUGGGAUUCAAGUCGUGCACAUGAUUCGAGAAGAGGCUUACAAGACGCUGACGGCCGACGCAGGCGAGCGCGAGGCGUACGAUGGGGACCUGCGACGCUCCUUUAUCUGGUCCUUUCUCCAGGCUCGGGGUUUCCAGGUCAAGACGACCACCCGGCUUGGAGAAAUCAUUGAGUUUCUGGAGGAGGAGGACUUUAUCGGCUUCAUGGCUGGUGAGGGUCUCCCGGUCAAGGGCUGGCAACUGUCUCUGGACGGUCGCUACUAUUUCGAGCUUGGCAGUGGCCGAGAGGAGCGCAAGGCGGCCGAGUCUCGGUCUCUUGUCAUUGAAACUCGACCUGUUCCCGUAAUGGAGCCUUUGUAUCCCGUAGCAGAGUCUCGACCUAUUAUUACUGAAGGGACGAUUUCAUAUUCCAAUGAGCUUCCAACACGGGUUGAGCUUCCAGUGAUGGAGGCUGAAGCUCCUCGCCCACAUCCCUCGAGCAACAGCAUCCCAAGCUCUGGCUUCUCUAGCAUUUGGUCCCGAAUGCCCCGCGUAUGGGACGUAUUACACCACAUCCUGUUUUAUCUGCUGCUGGCUUGUCUAUUGUUCCGCAUUCCCAACGAGGAAGUACGGACUGAGUCAAGUCACCGCGACGACGCCCGGAUGAACCACUACGAGGUUCUGGGCGUCCCGGCGACGGCCUCGGUCGAGGACAUCAGGAGGGCGUACCACGCCGCCGCACUGCAGUUUCACCCGGACAAGGUGCACGCGGGGGCCAACGGCUCCAACGCAAAGGCCGGAGUUGACGACGACGAGGAAGAGGUCAAUGAGACCAUGUGCCGGAUCAACGAGGCGUAUUCGACGCUUUCGACCGACGCCCGCUGCCUUUAUGACCACGAGACCUUGCACGGUGGGAGCCGCCAGUACGCCGAGUGCAUGGAAGCGUUUGGCUUUGCCGAAGCCGAGCGGCUGAUGGAGCAGCGCGUUGAGAUGGAACGAGAGGCGAGAGAACGGGAGCAGAAGAAGUUACGGCAGAUGGUCAGGGAGGGAGGAACCACCAAUUCUACGGAAUUGUCGUUGGUCGUCCAUCCUGUCCAUCGUGCCGUAGAUUCUGCAAAGUUCUCCCUGUCCAAGUCCCUCCGCGCUGCCGAAAUGGCCGUCUCCGAGUACGUCGUUCCGGUCGCGCAUGUCGUGUCCAGACGUCUCCGUAUUGCCGGGAACAGACUCUACUUGAUAUGUUACAAUCAUGAGUCGACUCGGCUGGUUGUCUUUUUCCUUGGACAGUUGAUUGGCAUUGACAUUUGUGGAGCAAUUUGA
This is a messenger RNA of Pestalotiopsis fici W106-1, 1443 nucleotides long. RefSeq lists its product as uncharacterized. NCBI's taxonomy places the organism in Eukaryota, Fungi, Ascomycota, Sordariomycetes, Amphisphaeriales, Sporocadaceae. The coding region runs from base 1 to 1443 and encodes 480 amino acids. The transcript has a single exon. The record is from RefSeq and is a predicted model, not a curated record.